This is a messenger RNA of Acomys russatus (golden spiny mouse), 1229 nucleotides long. RefSeq names its product calcium homeostasis modulator 3 (gene Calhm3). The record is from RefSeq and is a predicted model, not a curated record. Gene Ontology annotation, molecular function: monoatomic cation channel activity. Lineage: Eukaryota; Metazoa; Chordata; Mammalia; Rodentia; Muridae. Bases 145 to 1185 code for a protein of 346 amino acids. The transcript is spliced from 3 exons.
UUUGGGGGAUGCGUGCAGCCUUUUCUUUCUGUCCACUGUGGGUCUAAGAAGAGAGACACCCUCCUGUGGACCCCAGGCCCGCCAGCCACUGAGUGACCAAGGCCCAGCAUCCCACCCGCAGCUGUGCCCCGCGCACCUGCAGUCAUGGAUAGAUUCCGAAUGCUCUUCCAGCAUCUCCAGUCCAGCUCCGAGUCAGUGAUGAACGGCAUCUGCCUUCUGCUGGCGGCCAUCACAAUCAAGAUGUACUCCUCCUUCGACUUCAACUGCCCCUGCCUAGCACGCUACAACGCCCUCUAUGGCCUGGGCCUGCUGCUCACACCCCCUCUGGCCCUCUUCCUCUGUGGUCUCCUGGUCCAUAGGCAGUCUGUGAUGGUGAUGGAGGAGUGGCGCCGACCAUCAGGGCACCGAAGGAAGGACAUGGGCAUCAUCAGGUACAUGUGUUCCUCUGUGCUGCAGCGAGCCCUAGCAGCACCCCUGGUCUGGAUCCUGCUAGCUCUCCUUGACGGGAAGUGUUUUGUGUGUGCCUUCAGCAACUCUGUGGACCCUGAGAAGUUUCUGGAUUUUGCUAACAUGACCCCCAGCCAGGUGCAGCUUUUCCUAGCCAAAGUGCCCUGCAAGGAGGAUGAGCUGGUUAAAAACAGCCCUGCACGCAAGGCUGUGUCUCGAUACCUCCGGUGCCUGUCACAGGCCAUAGGCUGGAGUAUCACCUUGCUGCUGAUAGUGGUGGCCUUCCUAGCCCGCUGCCUGAGGCCCUGCUUCGACCAGACAGUCUUCCUACAGCGCAGAUACUGGAGCAACUAUGUGGACCUGGAACAGAAACUCUUCGACGAGACGUGCUGUGAGCAUGCGCGGGACUUCGCACAUCGCUGCGUGCUGCACUUCUUUGAGAGCAUGAAGAGCGAGCUGCGCAUUCUGGGGCUACGUCGUCGUCGGGAUCCAGCCGGUGGAAUCCCAGAGUCACAGGAGUCCCCAGAGCCCCCAGAGGGCCUGGAUGAUGCAAACAGGAAGGCCCAUCUGCGUGCCAUCUCCAGCCAGAAGCAGGUAGAUCACCUCCUGAGUACCUGGUACUCCAGUAAGCCACCGCUUGACCUCGCAGCAUCCCCCAGGCUCUGGGGUCCUGGCCUCAAUCACCGUGCUCCUAUAGCUGCUCCAGGCACCAAGCUGUGCCACCAGGUCGAUGUAUAGGGAUCAGACAGCAGCAGUUUUGCUAUCUCCUUCUUUCCUCAACA